AUGCUAGACAUGAGCCAGAUCUUGUUCUUGGGGGUCGUUGCAGCACUGGGAUAUGCGAUAUUUUAUACUAGUUUGCGACGCGAUCCUCGGGAACCGCCCCUAGUUCACAAUGGAAUUCCGGUGAUCGGCCAUCUAAUCGGCAUGAUGCGAGACGGAGUUGGAUAUUGGGGCAAACAGGCGAAGAAACAUCCUCGGCAUCCAAUUAUUACACUGGACUCGCUGUUCACCAAAUUCUAUGUUAUCAGCUCGCCUGAUCUGAUGCUGGCUGUUCAGCGCCACAACAAGUCUCUUAGCUUUGAGCCCCUUUUAUUCAUAAGCGCACAUAAUAUUGCGGGUAUAACGAACCCGAAAGCUCUGGACUUGCUUCGUGACCGAGAUGCCGGUGGUCAUGGCCUUGGGAGCGAACUCAUGCACGCCAUGACCCCGACCCUCGUGGGAGAGUCUCUAGAUACGAUGAACAUCCGAAUGGCUCAACUAAUGCGGCCGUUCAUUGACGAUCUGGGCCAAUCCGGCACAGUCGACUUAUACAAAUGGUGUAAAGAUGCUAUUGUGGCUGCUAGCACAGACGCUACCUAUGGCCCACUGAAUCCCUACAAAGACCCGGAGAUUAUAGAUGCAUGGUGGGACUUUGAAGAUGGUCUUGCUGCGCUCAUGGCAAACACCUUGCCAUGGCUCAUAGCCCGCAAGCCUUGGGCCGGCCGCAACAAAGUCGCACGGGCGAUUUUAAAAUACCUGGAAAAGAACGGGCCCGAGAAGAGCUCAAAGUUGACCAAGGUUCGACUGGAGAAAUCUUUGGAAGCAGGAAUUAGUACGAAAGACUACGCACAGCUCGAGGUCGCAAUGUUGAUUGCCUUUGUUUCAAACACUGUCCCCGCCACUUUUUGGUGUAUCUUCGAGAUAUGCUCACGAACAAAUCUUCUUGAGCAGGUACGUGACGAGAUCAAGGCUAAUGCUCUAUCCGUUACCGAGGGUGGUACUCAUAGCAUUGAACUGGCUGCUAUACGAGACCAAUGUCCGCUUCUUCUUUCUACUUUUCAGGAGGUCCUUCGCUUCCGCUCGAUUUCUUCUCCGACUCGCUUUGUUUCAAAAGAUACUCUUAUCGCAGAUAAAUAUCUGCUUAAAGCUGGUAGUUUGGUAAGUAUGGCAUCUGUUCCAAUGGGUCAACGCCCCGAGGUUUGGGGUGACACUGCCAGCGUCUUUGACGAACGGCGAUUCAUGAAAAACGAUGAUCAAUCAGACAAGAAAAAAGAUCCACGGCGAGCUGGUGGAUUCAUGGCCUUCGGGAUAUCACCUACCAUUUGCCCUGGACGGCAUUUUGCUGCCUCCGAGAUUCUCCUUCUCACAGCUAUGAUUAUUCUUCGCUAUGACAUUACACCUGUCGAUGGGGUCUGGAAUGCACCACCAACCGUGCCAAGUAUGGUAGCUAUCACUGGCCCUGUCAAAAGCAAAUUCCCUGUCAACGUGAAGCAUCGCAAGGAGUACAAGGGGGUCAAGUGGGACUUUCAUGUUCAGGAGGCCAAAUCGCAAUUCUCACUGGUGAUAGGUUAA
Molecule: messenger RNA, 1548 nt
Organism: Penicillium macrosclerotiorum
Lineage: Eukaryota; Fungi; Ascomycota; Eurotiomycetes; Eurotiales; Aspergillaceae
Product: cytochrome P450
Exons: 3
Coding region: 1-1548 (515 amino acids)
Molecular function (GO): iron ion binding; oxidoreductase activity, acting on paired donors, with incorporation or reduction of molecular oxygen; monooxygenase activity
Source: RefSeq, a predicted model, not a curated record